Messenger RNA from Suillus plorans, 1176 nucleotides. RefSeq lists its product as uncharacterized. The transcript is spliced from 3 exons. Bases 1 to 1176 code for a protein of 391 amino acids. The record is from RefSeq and is a predicted model, not a curated record. Lineage: Eukaryota; Fungi; Basidiomycota; Agaricomycetes; Boletales; Suillaceae.
AUGUUCCCUUGGGAGAGCUAUCACGACGGGCCGAAUGCUCUACCAUUCACUGUCGAUAUCACACACCCGUCUGAACCUCGUGCUCGAUCCAAGCAUUGCGACCCGAACAUGUUUGAUGGAUCCCCCUGCAGUGAGUGUGCAAUUGUACAUAAGCAUAUCUCUUGGCUGGUCGAAAUUGCCCGGGACCCGAAGGCACACACAAACUACAAGUACCUAGGCCUCGCGCACAUGCAGGACAUCGCCAAGAUGUAUGCUGCGCAGGUUAAGGAAUUAAAACUGCAGGCCUGCAAUGAUUCUCGCAAAUACAUGACAUCCCUCACACAGCUCAACGACUACAGCCGCCUCUUGAUGGCGAUAUCUGAAAACGAUGUCCCCCGCCUCCAGCAAAUUAUCAAGAUCGCAUUGGACAAUGGCACCAGUGUCCGCGAGGUCGUCAACAGGCUAGAAGACGCCAUUGAGGGCGUAUAUCACCCUCGAGGAUAUGGUUCUAGUGAUAUCGACAUCGCUACUCUAGUAUAUCAUCGGGUGCCCUCCAUUCGCACUCUUCGAGCUCGGUCCACGUUCACUACCAUAACGCCCACCAUCGGACCCAUUUGGCCUGAGCAAUUUGACGAAAACAUACACAAUAUUAUUCUCAAUACUCGGGACAGUACAACAUCUCUACGCGGAGUCAGCUUUAUGAUUGACGAGAUGGCCCUUGAAGAAAUGGUGAUCCAUUUCGGAAAGUACAAUAUGAUCGGUGGUCUUUGUUGGAAACACUCCAACCUCGUUGAUCCAGUCUUGCGCACAUACGACUCCGCUGUUCGCAUCGCUCAGAAGAUUCACAACCAGGAAGUACACCUCGGUAAGGAGGUCACAGUAAUUGGUGUUGCGUGUUUUGGGGAAGAUGAACUGUACCCUGUGUUAGCAGCUCCAACCUGCAAGACUGAAAACGCUGCUGACAUGGAGGGAAUUCUCACUCGCGCUAUCGAGCACUGGAGUGCAACAGGCGCUGAUACACUUGUCGGACCAGUGUGGUCAUUUGCUAUGGAUGGUGAUGCAACACGCCGUGCCGCAGGACACAGGCUCUUCGUCAAAAAACCCCUCUCCUCAAAUUCUCCGCUAUAUGCUACAUUGUCAGAUAUGCCUGGGCUGAACACUGUUACGACUGGGAUGAGUCGAGCUAUCUGUGUCUGA